Molecule: messenger RNA, 1224 nt
Organism: Bombus terrestris (buff-tailed bumblebee)
Lineage: Eukaryota; Metazoa; Arthropoda; Insecta; Hymenoptera; Apidae
Gene: Sras
Product: CAAX prenyl protease 2
Exons: 6
Coding region: 1-915 (304 amino acids)
Biological process (GO): CAAX-box protein processing
Cellular component (GO): endoplasmic reticulum membrane
Molecular function (GO): metalloendopeptidase activity
Source: RefSeq, a predicted model, not a curated record
AUGGAUCGCGACACAAGCAACCAACAUCAGUAUGGAGUUAUGGAGACCAUGGGCCGAAAUACCGAUUUAUCCUGCAUAACCGCAAUUCUAUCAUGUUUCGUUUUAUCGGUGAUGUAUGUCGCGAGUCUCUAUGUAUGGAAUUCUCCGUACAGUAGGGAACAUCCUACUGUAAUAAAAAAAAGAUUUUUUAGCGUUUUUAUUAUGUCCCUUAUAUCUCCUGCUUUAUUAUAUUUUGGAAUCAAUGAAAAAGUAUUUCAAAAGGCAACAAUUUGGGAGUUAUUGGGUCUACGAUGGCCUGGUUUAAUUCAAGCAAUUGUGAUACCAUUAUUAUUAACAAUGAUACUAUUUCUAGGGCCAAUAUGUGUACAAGGUUUCAAUGGACUUUGGAGACUAUAUACUGAGCCUAUGUAUUGGCUUGGGAGUGUACGAACAAUAAUAUGGUGGAGAAAUCUAGUAGUUGCUCCUUUAGCUGAAGAAUGGACAUUUAGAGCAUGUAUGUUACCAUUGCUUUUGCAAUGUUUUACACCAACUACUGCCAUAUUUGUAUGUCCUUUAUUUUUUGGUGUCGCUCAUUUUCAUCAUGUAGUAGACAGGGUGAAAGCAGGCAUGAAUCUGAAACAUGCCCUUUUUAUAUCUUGUUUCCAAUUUGCGUUUACGACACUGUUUGGUGCAUAUGCUGCCUUUCUUUUUGCUAAAACAGGACAUUUAGCAGCGCCGUUUACGGCACAUUCUUUUUGUAAUCAUAUGGGAUGUCCUGAUCUUUCUGAAGUUGUUGCAGUUAAAGAUCCUUUAAAAAGAGCUGGAUUGUUUUCUUUGUUUGUAAUUGGAUUAGUAGCCUGGUGCUUUUUAUUGACACCAAUGACAAAUCCAAGAUUAUUUUAUAAUAAUUUAUUUUGGCAUAAAAAUUUUAUAUGAGUGUGAUUUAUUUGCAACAAUGUCACUAAUGUUAUGUAAAUUUUUUAUAAAAAAACUAGUCUAACUUGAACUGAUAUCGUUUUAAGAAUUUAUAUUGCAUGAUAUUUUUUAAGAAGUAUUUGUUACUUAACAAAAUGUAUCUCAUACAAGUUGACGAGACUGUUUUGCAAAUUACAUAAUAGAUAUAAUUACAUAUAAGUGCAAUUUUAUCAAACACAGACGUACUUUUAUAAGUUAGAAGCUAAUCAAAUUCGUGUAAUACAAGAUUCUUUAGUUCUAAUUUUUGUGAACAUGUUUUGUAUAAUGUAA